This is a messenger RNA of Rana temporaria (common frog), 3641 nucleotides long. RefSeq names its product inositol 1,4,5-triphosphate receptor associated 1 (gene IRAG1). Bases 489 to 2966 code for a protein of 825 amino acids. Lineage: Eukaryota; Metazoa; Chordata; Amphibia; Anura; Ranidae. The record is from RefSeq and is a predicted model, not a curated record. The transcript has 20 exons.
AAGAGUUUAUUUAUCCUGCAGGCUGCGAAACUUUGGUUGGAAAGUCGACUCUUCGGAUCGGUUUUUUGGAAAAGUCUUCAGCUUGGUCUGUUCAGCCAAAUGAAGCUUUGACCUUAAAUGGUAAAAGAUCCCAGUUGUGAUUGAGAGGCCGGACUUGGGGGGAGAAGUGGCUUUUUUGGUUUGGUAAUCGGCAUCGCUAAGAAUAAACUGCAAUUUCAGGCACCAGCCGGGGACCAGAGAGGAUCUCAUGUAAUCCCCCCGGAUGAAAGAUGCGGGCGGGAGACUUUGCCGGAUCCUUCAGUGUUGAUGCUCCAGGGAUAGAGAGGUACGGAUCGGGUAUCUGCAACGUUCGGGAAGCCUGGAGGAUCUCAAUGGGCCAUAAAACAGCGCGUAGCAGAUGAGUAUCCUGGAACGUUUCUCGUGUUCAUCUAGCUGGACGGGGUCAGAGUUCAGUCUGGAACCGGGGCCCUUCCACCCUGCCCUUCAGGAUGCCCACCGUCCCCGGAAACCAAGAACUGGCGGCAGAGGGCCAGCACCCUCCCACCCCUACACCAGCAAGGGAGCUAGAGAUGGGGGGAAGAGCCUGUAUCCCUCCAGCUAUAAUUCUCCCCGAACCCGAUUUCUAUGAGGGAAACUGCCUGGAAAAAAACCCACCACACAGUCCCUCCUUCAGGUCCGGCCGCCAGUCCCGCUCAUCUUCCUCCUCUACAGGUUCCCUGAUCUCCGUUGACAACAAAGGGCACGUGAUUGACCUCGUACACGACAGUUUACCCGAUAUCAGGAUAACCGAGGAGGACAAAAAGAAGAACUUGGAGAUACUGGAGGAGGCCAAGAAAGUUAGCGAGAAAUUCUUGACACGGCGAGGGAGGCGAUCGCGAUGCAGCCUCUCCGACUCUCCUACAGCAGCUUCUUCUCCAUCCCUGAGCCCCAAAGUGUCACCCGUCUCAUCGCGGAGUAAUUCUUUCACCUUCCCUCCAGUUCCAGGACCUGAUCCCUAUAACAACGUGUUCCCUUCAGCCGCAGCCAUAAUGCAGAAUGCCACGAAAGGAUUUCAGCAAGAGUCGAGGAAGAUCUCGCAGGGCAGACUGACCCCUCGCCCCCAUACCUUAGCAGCCUCUAAGGAGACCCUGUCCGAACAGAAGGAAAACUUUGACCCCCUUAAACAUGUGACGAUUCCCCCAUACAAAGCUGGACCUUCGGACGUUAGUAAGCCUUCACCCUGCAAACCCCUGAACAGCCCCGAUCGUGACUCUGCCAAGCCUAUCCUUAAGAAACCCAAAGACAACGAUCCACCCCCAGGGAGCCAAGCACAGCCUCCAGGGGUCUCCGGUGGGGCGUUCCUGGUUCCAGGGUCAAACACGGUUCCAGCAGAUUCCCGACUAGAGCAUGCGUCAGCUGGGUCCCGACCUCCGCUCUUGAGGGCCCUCUCUUGGGACAGCUUGGAUCCGGAGCAGAAAAAGAAAUCCAGUUUGGAUUUACCGGACAAAGAAACGUUUUUCCACGAUAAAAGCAACAACAAACUGUCCAAAUUUACGGGGCUCAAAGAUUUUCACAUCCAACCCGUCCGACUGCAGAAACUGACCAAGCUGAGAGAGGAGCACAAGAUGAUGAGAAGUCAGAACCUCUUAUGCCAGAAGCUUCCGGAACUCAGCGAGGCAGCUGAGCAGGAAAGAGGGUCUUCGCCGGUCCAUGAGAAUGGAGAGGAGGAUGGAGAAGAGGUGAAGGAAAAAUCGGACGUCAUGCCGCAUAUUCCUGAUAUCUUAUUACGCAAAUUGCGCAUUCACAAGAGUCUCCCAACCAGUGCUCCGCCACUGACUGAGAAGGAAGUUGAGAACGUGUUUGUCCAGCUCUCUCUGGCCUUUCGGAAUGACAGUUACACUCUGGAGUCCCGGCUGAAUCAAGCUGAAAGGGAACGCAACCUGACCGAGGACAACAACGAGAAGGAGAUAGAGACCUUCAGAACAGCCGUCAUGUCUUCAGUGUCGAUCUGGCAGAACAGUGAACACCGUGAAGCCUUUCAGAAGCUGCUAGAAGACAUCGCCGUCCUUCACCGCCUCACCACUAGGCUCUCUAGCCGGGCCGAGAUGGUUGGCGCUGUGCGACAGGAAAAGCGUAUGUCCAAAGCCACGGAGGUGAUGAUGCAGUAUGUCGAGAAUUUGAAGAGGACCUAUGAGAAGGACCACGCAGAGUUAAUGGAAUAUAAAAAACUGGCCAAUCAGAAUUCCAGUCGGAAUUACAGCGGAAGUGACGAUGGUGUUCCACGUUCUUCUCGUUCGAUGUCGCUGACUAUUGGCAAGAAUAUGCCGCGAAGACGAGUGAGUGUCGCCGUAGUUCCGAAAUUUAACUUGCUGAACAUCCCUGGACAGUCCCCGAACUCCUCCCCGAUCUCCGCACUGUCUUCUCUAGCAGAAUCACCCAACAGCAGGAACAGUCUACCCACCACCCCAACACUUUCCCCCCUAUCAGAAAAUGUAAAGUCCGGCGUGGAGAUGGAGGGAUCUGAGGUCCGGACGCCAUCGCUGAUUGUGAACUCUCCUGAGGAGCUCAGCGCUGAGAUAAAGGCAAAGAUUGAAGAAGAUGCUUACAACAAAGGGUUUCAAGAAGGUCUGAAGAAGGUUCAGGGUCUUCAGGAAUUUAAGGAGGAGGAAGAGGAGAAGGUGACUGAAAGUCCAACGGAGUAUGAGGAGGAAGAGAAGGAAGAAUUCACCAAGCUGAAGAGCAGUAAAAUCGAGGAGUGCCUUGACUACAUCCACAUGCUGUACCCCAAGCUACUGAACCACUGGAGCGCCCUCUCCAUCGUAGCGGCCGCCAUCGUAUUUCUGGCUGUCCUGCUGAGCGUUUACAACGCUGUUUCAACUUGCACUGAACCGCCAGACGGAGGAGGACACAACAAAGCCACGUGUUCCUUGUCCCAGAAAUACUCCUGGUGGACCUCGGGAUCUCCACACAAGCAACGUAGACAAUAGAGGGGUCUUGGUGACGGUGGUACACAUUGGUCCUGUCUAUCGCAGGGCUGGCACAUAACCGUGGAACCGUGAGGCUAUACAAGUGGCUUAAUGGGGGGAAAAAUACUAUGUUGACGUUUUUGGACAAUUUUCCGGACACAAGUGAGAAAAGUUUGACGAUUCUCCAAAACUUUUGGAUUUGGGUCCACUGGAUGGUAUUGUGUUUUCAUUACAUGGGCAUUGAAUAGAGGUGAGCCUGUAGGGUCUUGGUCCUGUAACACAGGGGGUCUCCCCAAGUAUAGUGAUACCGAAUGCAGUACAUUGGGACAUGUGUACUGUUUCUUACUUUUCUGGGGAGCCUUGAUACCCUUUUGUGAAUGUACUUUGGGAAUCAUUAAGCAGAUUUUUUUAAGUUCCUAUAGGAAAAGCAAAGAUGAAAAUAAUAUGUAUGGAUAUGGAAUAAAGGGGCUAUUGUUGGCUAUAAUAAAGUGGUUUUAUUAGCCAUAAUGAAUGAAUAUGUGGAAGUUUCUGGAACCGAAGUUUCAAGAUCUGGCCCACGGGGCCAUAGAUUGGAGACCCCGCCCAUAAAAUAUAGCUUUUAAACCCCCUAUAGUCUAAAAUGGCAGAUAGCAUACACUAUAUAUUACCAAAGGUAUUGGGACACCUGCCUUUUACACGCACAUGGGGCCGGAUUCA